Molecule: messenger RNA, 1566 nt
Organism: Cherax quadricarinatus
Lineage: Eukaryota; Metazoa; Arthropoda; Malacostraca; Decapoda; Parastacidae
Source: RefSeq, a predicted model, not a curated record
GACAGCAGGUGCAGCAAUUGGCACUGGUUUAGAUACAUUUUUGAGUGAUCCUGCAAAGAUCCAAGCUGCAGUUGGUGGACUAGUUGCUCUUACGGCCGGAUACUAUGCUGCUAAAGGCUCAUUAGGAAUUAUGUUCAGAUUUGUGGAAGCCAGACUAGCAAAACCUUCAUUAAUUCGUGAAACAUCGAGGUUCAGCCUUUUUGAAGCUGUUCGCCAUCCAUUACAGACUAUAAAGAAAAUUCAGAAGAGGCCAGAAGAUGUAUUAGAAGGUGUUGUUCUCAGUCCAAGCGUGGAAGGACGAGUGAGAGACAUUGCUAUAGCUACCAAAAAUACAAAAUUUAAUAGAGGAAUGUACCGAAAUAUCCUUCUUCAUGGGCCACCAGGUACUGGCAAGACUUUGUUUGCCAAGAAACUUGCAAUGCACUCAGGUAUGGACUAUGCUAUCAUGACCGGAGGUGAUAUUGCAUUGCUUGGCAGAGAAUCAGUUGGUGCUAUUCAUAAGGUAUUUGACUGGGCAGCCACAUCACGGAAGGGUCUUGUUCUCUUUAUUGAUGAAGCCGAAGGAUUCCUGCGGAAACGUCAUGAAAAUAUUAGUGAGGAACUGCGCAUGUCAAUUAGUGCAUUCUUGUAUCGCACAGGUACCCAAACUGACAAAUUUAUGUUGGUCUUGGCUUCCAAUACUCCUGAAGUACUUGAUUUUGCUGUAGUAGAUCGAGUCCAUGAACCUGUCGAGUUUCCUCUACCUACUAUGACUGAGCGAGAACGACUGGUCAGACUCUAUUUUGAAAAGUACAUUCUUUUACCAGCAUCCGAAGGUAAAAGGAGAUUAAAAGUAGCAGAUUUUGACUACAGUCAAGCAUGCUCAUAUGUGGCCAAGAUUACUGAAGGUAUGUCAGGCAGAGAAAUCACCAACUUGGCAUUAGACUGGCAAAUGACAACAUAUGCAUCCCUUGAAGGUAUUUUCACAGAAGAUAUUAUGCGACGUAGAGCAGAAGCAACUGUUCAGCAUAAGAAAUAUAAGGUUUCUUGGCGAAGUUCUCAUGAAGACAAGAAAGCAUUGUUCAGUGCUGCAGUUGUAGCAGCUUCAGAAGCAGCAGCAGCAGCAGCAUCUGCAAAACCUGAUACCAUUAGCUGAGAACAGGAUGCUAAUUUAGGAAUUAAAUUACCAGUGAUGUAAAUUUAAGAUUGGACCUCACACAUGAAAAAUACCAAUAAAAUAUAAAUGAUUAUAUGAUAAAGAACACUGCAAAAAUUAGGCAAUGUGAUGUGAGGAUAUUAUUACUGAAAUCAGAUACCUAAUACAUAAGAAAACUAUAUUAUGAUUGUGCUUCAUCCAGUAAAUGUUUCACAAAAUUUUAUAGUAAUAAUAGUAAAAAAAAUUAAGACAUUUGUAUAUAUAUAUAUAUUUUUUUUCACAGUGUGAAAAAUCUGUAUAAAGUGUUUUUGUUUUUUAAAAAGAAGUAAUUGUAUAGUUUAAAAUUGUUAGUAUGAGUAAAGAAUAGUCCCUAAUAAAAUGUCAUACCAAUCUUGCUCAAACACACUGGUAAAGUAUUUCUUGCUCUAGCC